AUGAGGAAGACGCGCGCCAAUAUCUUCCGCGAUAUCUACUAUCAGCCCUACGACGAUUGCACGAGGCUGAAGCUCUACUCUAGUAGCAAAGCCAGCUUACAGCUGAUACAGCGUAUGUCAUUGCUAAAGAGAUUGAAGGUGCACAACGGUUGUGUGAAUUCCAUUUGCUGGAACAGCAACGGAGAAUUGAUACUGUCCGGCAGUGAUGAUCAGCAUCUUGUUUUAACUAAUGCAUAUAAUUACGAGGUAUUAACGGACUAUAAGACGAGUCAUAGAGCAAAUAUUUUUAGUGCCAAGUUUUUGCCUAAUAGUGGAGAUCAUCGGAUUGUUUCUUGCAGUGGAGAUGGCAUUAUUUUAUAUACAGACCUAAUGAGAAGAACGGAGACGUUCCAUAAUCAAUUCAAUUGUCACACCGGCACUACUUAUGAGAUAGCCACGAUACCUGGUGAGCCGCAGAGUUUCCUGAGCUGCGGAGAAGACGGGACUGUGAGAUGGUUUGAUCUCAGAGUGAAGGAUAAAUGUAGCACUGCAAGAUGCAGAGAAGAUGUGUUAAUCUCGUGUCAAAGAGCCGUGACGGCGCUGUCCGUGAAUCCUGUAUUGCCUCAUCAAAUAGCAAUCGGCUGUUCCGACAGCACCGUACGAACCUACGACAGAAGGACUCUCAGCACCGCGGCCACUGGUUUGACAGAUACUGGAGCCUCGGAGAGACCACUGUGCAGUUUCACGGUCCCAGAAUUCGAGGGCAACUCUUACAGAAUUACAUCGUUGAGCUAUAGCCCAGACGGACAAGACGUUCUCGUCAGUUAUAGCAGCGAUCAUCUUUAUUUAUUCAGUGUCAAGGAUCAAGGUAGUUUGCAGCUACGAAAAGACGCGAUGUUGGCAAAAGGUAAAGGGAAGAAGCAUCCGUUGCGGUCGCCUCAGCCAGUUCGCCGUUUGAGACUUCGCGGCGACUGGUCCGAUACUGGACCCGACGCGCGGCCGGAAAGGGAAGGUGGGCGUCGCAGUGGCACAGAAAUUGCCCAGGCAAGGCCGGUACUGCACACUUCCUUGAUGCAACGGAUGACGGAUGUGCUCAGCAGGAUGUUAAAUGAUCCCGCCACUCGUGCCGCUCUCAGUGGCGGUGGUGAGGACAGUUUGGAGGGCGUGAUCGAACAACAGGAGGGCAUUCAAAACGCAGACAACAAUGCCGAAUCAAAUGCGGAAAGGAGCAACGAGUCAGCUGAAAUGAGUACGGAACAGAGCGAAAAUCCGGGAACGAGUAACGGGAAUGCAAGAUCGCAGACUGACGGGGUCGAAAGUGCCGAUGCGAGCGAGAUGACUGAUGCCGAGCGACAGCAAACGAGGGAGAUCGAAGAGUCCGUGAGGUACGGGCAGUUAGUGCCGUUGAGCACGUCGGAGAGUGCGAGCGAUGACGUUCCUAUGGAGACUGAAUCUAGUCAAAUCGACCAAGUGCAAACAGCUUCCGUGGAAUCUGCGUGUAACCAUGGCAGAACUGAACGUGACAAUGUGUGGGACGAGAGUAGGAACGUGGAUGAGAUGUCGUGCACGAGUAUGGCUAGCAAACAGGAGAACAUGAUGGAAAAUCUUCAAGACAGAUUAACGACGAUGCGGGACGGCUUCCUCGAAAGACAUGGCAGUGAACCGGCUGUGAGUUUAACGUACUCUGACAAAAGCUCAACCAGUGCCACGAUAUCGCUCGGUGUCGGCGAUGAAGUGACUCGUGAUAGUUACCAUCCAGGACCGUCUGGAAGUAAUAGCGACGGAGCUCUCGACGCAGGUCCGAGUAACAAUCGCAAACAGCACAACUAUAGCGAUAUUAGGGAAAAAACCGAAGAAGCUGCGUAUAUCGAUAGCGAAGAUGAGGACGUUCAAGACGAAAGGUUACUAAAUCCAGUCGAGGCGGAGAUGGAUGAGGCAAUCGCGAACGCUCGCUCGUCGCAAGGGCAUGAGACGUACGACGACACAUAUCUGACGGAACUCUGCGUAAAACAAAAGUACAUGGGUCAUAGAAACGCCAGGACCAUGAUCAAGGAAGCGAAUUUCUGGGGCAACGAUUUCGUCAUGUCGGGCAGCGACUGCGGCCACGUGUUCGUCUGGGAGAGGGACACCGCCAGGCUGUGCAUGUUGUUGGAGGCGGACCAGCACGUGGUCAAUUGUCUGCAACCGCAUCCGUAUCUACCGAUGCUGGCCACUUCCGGUAUCGAUUACGACGUGAAAUUGUGGGCGCCGAUCAACGACGAGCCAAGCUUCAACGAGAAGUUCGCGGAGGACCUGAAAAAGAGAAACGCGGUCAUGUUGGAGGAGACCAAAGACACGAUCACUGUACCUGCGGUUUUUAUGAUCCGUAUGCUGGCAUGCCUGAAUCAGAUACGCAGAGGUCGAGGUCGCAACAGGAGGCGGAGCAGCGACGAGAGCGGCGAGCUACGAGGUGGCUAAAGCAUCUGCGGCGAUACUGCAAGUGGUGACGAUAACGAGAGCGAGUGACUACCGAUCGAAUCGAUGGGGAUCGGUCUUGAUCGGCGCGAAUAUAGAUUCCGCAUAUGCAAAGUCCAAUUCGUAUGAUAUUUUAAUAUAGAUAUACACCGAUAAGAUAUCCAACGCGGACGUUGCCGCGUAUCUGUAUAUAUCUCCCGUGUGCUUGUAACGAGAUACCAGAUUGGUAUAGAUUAUGCCGUUCCUCGAGUGCGGUAUACGCGUUUCUCUUGCCACCUUUACGUGCAAUCUCACGCGAAACCUCCGAUGAUGCGGUGCGUGUUGCUCGGAUGUGCGUGCAAAAAAAAAGGAGUUUCGCCUGUAAAUCUUAUUUUUUGCGUUUCACACGAUCCCCGCGACUGCGAUGUGUGUUGGUUCUUGCGAGUGAUACCUGUCACGUCGCCUAUUUUCAGUGGAGGAGUUCGUCGUUGAUGCAAUACGUAAAAUUAGUAUGCUAGUCGAAGGUUUGCGGCAACUUGGGGCGCUUCGCCCCCGUUCGCUUCAUACUUCAACGUGUAUUAUUAGGGUGUAAGUACGCGAGGGAUAAUAAAACUGCCUGUGCCGUCGUUAUUCUUGAUGAUAACGGAGAAAGCGAGCUAUCGAAUGCAAUCGGAGACUGCUAGGAUUUCGAACUCUUACAGUUGUAUAAUUUUAGACUUUAAUUAUUUAUUUUAUUACAAUUUCACGAGUGUCCUCCGUAUGUAUGUCGGGAGUAAAAUAGUGUUCUGUAAAGUAGUUUUCGUGCUCGUAAGAGGACGAGGUACAUGGCAUUGGGUUCUCGUAGCUUUACGUUCGAGAGAGACAUUUUUACCCUCUUCCGUUAUUACUGCGUGAGCAGCACGGUAAAUCCUGUAAAUCGCACGGUCUAGUUCCCGUGUGCGUUUUGCAAGUUUCGCUUGCGGUUCACUCGUUUUGUCGUGGAGGAUUCGAGGAAUGCAAGGAUAGCGGAGAAUACAGCUUGCUCCCGUAGAACAGGGCAAUUCGUUUAACAUUAAGAUGUUUGAGAAUUUCAUUGUAAGGCGAACUGUAACACGUGCCUUACAGGAGGAUAGAAGGGAGGACUUUAAGUAAAAACAAAGCAAUAAUAGUAAUAAUAGUAAUUGCAGUCGUUUGAGGUAUAGGCAGCUUUGUGAGAUAUGUCGAGAGUUCUAGAUCGACGGUAGUCGACAAUCGCGUCGUCGCUUGCGUAAUUUUAAUACGAUAGUUAGUAGAUAUCUGGUAGAUAGCAAUUGUUAGCCGAGCAACGUACACGUAAGAAUGAACGACAUGUCUUUACAAUUAUAAUGUAUUAUUAUUAAGAAGGAUUUGUUUGUAAUAAAACGAAUGAGCGCGCAGCACACACAGCAUUGUUAUUGGAUUGUUAACCGUCAGUGCUGAUUAUCCUUUUUACCCGUAAGCUAAGUCCCACGUAAUUGGAUAUAGUUGGGGCAAAAUCUCGUUAAAAAUGCUGUAAAAGUGUACGGCGUUUGUAAUGAGCAUGUAGACAAUUCGCAGAGAUUUUGUUACGAUCUCGUGAGAAAUACAGAUUGUCAAGUUUCUUGAGCGCGAGAGCGUUCUGCUUUGAUCGUAAAACCAACGGUCGUCCGUUGUGCAUAACAACAAUUCUCGAUCCGACGACAUUCACACUGACGAUGCGGCGCGGGCGGGAAAGAAGUGAUUGAGCCAGGGGAGAAAUAAAUGAAAAUAGCAAGACGAAAUGAAACCACACGUUCAACAACAGAACCUAAUUUAAUAACAAAAUACGAACGCUGCAUUUGUAAUAAAAUUAAUCUUAGUAAACGAUAAUAAUAAAAUAAUAUUAAUGAUCGUAAUAUUAACAUUACAGAUAACGGCUGAUAAGAAUUAUAAACAUAUCCGCAUAUGGACUAUGGCGACUGUAGUAGAAGCGUACAAAAGGAUCGCGCGUUUACAAGCCAUUGCCUGAAUUAUCCUGUGACGGCACUCCAGACAAUCAAUUGUAUCUAUCGAGGGUCUCGUUGAAGCUCUAUCAUCGACGAUCUUCGAUCUACUGUAUCCUAACGUCCCAGCAAUCACUGUUUAAAUUUUAUUAAACGCACAUAUAUAUAUUUAUAUAUAUAUAUAUAUAUAUAUUAAUAAGAGAACGUUUCGUUGAAUAACGAAUCUUUGUUCAUAAUCGCUACCAUCAUUAUAGCAAACGUUCACAGAAUACACGAUUGUUUUAGCGGAUCACUAUUAUCAAUGCUUGCCGGGUAGAUCAUUGGUAAGCGGAAGAAGGGCUGGCAAUCAGUGUGUAGCAUAUCAAAGACGUAAAUGAGAUCACGGAUACAUCUUAUUCUGAAUAAAUUGCGAAUCACCGUAGCCAGAAAUCCUUCCCCACGUCUGAGGAUUCAAGAGUCUCGAGUGUAGAAUUCAAGAAAAUCGAUACAAGUGUGAAGAUCUUAUGAUUCGAAGCUAAUGCGUGCUGUAUCCUCGUUAAGGACAUGGCGGACUCUCGGUGGUACGGAUCUGAAUCUUGCGCGCAAUCUACAUCACUGCUUACAGCCAGGGAGAUUGGGGCAAACUCAUGUAAGUCUCGAGCGGGAAUUGAAACUCAUCAUUCGUUAAUGAUCGUAAUUUCAAUUCCCGGUCCCCGAGGGAGAGAGCUAGACGAGAAGAAAAAAGAGAGAGAGAGAGAGAGAAGAUAAUCGAGGAUCUUCGAUCGAGGAAAUGACCUGGCGCGCGGAACGUGUGUGGUUCGACUGUGAUGGACAGCUGUUGUGUGUACGUGUAUUUCCUUCGUUUUUAUUUCUCUGAACAUUAGGACAAAAUUGUAAUCAAUCGCUUAUCCGUUUAUCCGUAGAUCCAAUAAUGUCUGUAAUAAUGAAGUUUAGCGUUUAUACCUAGAUGUACCGAUGAGAGAGAGAGGGAGAGAGAGUCGAUAAUCUUUCGUUCAAACGCGUUUCGUUCCAUCCCUUCAUCAGUGGCUGACUCGUGAGAAACGCGACAUCCCGCUCACUCACCGAGCAGAAUCCCCCGCAAAAAACGGAUGGACCGGGGGAGGAUCAAGAGGAAUUAAUUCCCAUGAAAUCGAAUACCUUGUCCUUGAGAGUAAAUACUGAUCUCAAAAAAGCUUUUCUCUCCCCCCCGGAGGGAUCGUCUUCCCUUGAACCGGGGUUCAAGGACACGUUCGCAGAAUCAAUUCCCCAUUAAAUCCCUGUUCUCGACUCCACCAUUUGUCGCAGGAUCGCGCUUGUCCGAUCGCUUUGUCGCAUCGCCGCGGAUCUCUCUGAAACGCAGCGGUGGUCGGAACACGGCCGGAGAAGACAGCGCCAAGAGUCCGAAUACAAGUGCUUGCUUUUGAGCCUCACGCGUACGGCCGAAGCGAACGGAUCUCCGAGUACACACAUCGAGUGUACACGGCCAACUGCGUGCGGCUGCGUUCUUUCUUCAAUUUUGAUUGAAUAAUUUCAGAUACAUACGUCGAGCAACGGGAUCAAGUACACUGUAACUGCUAUCGAAUCCCUCGAGUACUGCGCUCGAAGAAAACAGCUAACGCAGCAGUAAAGUUUUGAUGACACAGUUUCGAAUGACUUAAUUAAACGUGCGUAAAAUUAAUUAAUUGCAGAAGGCUUACACGCAAGCGAAUAUUAAAAUAAGAUAAAUAUAUAACGCAAA
Molecule: messenger RNA, 6087 nt
Organism: Ooceraea biroi (clonal raider ant)
Lineage: Eukaryota; Metazoa; Arthropoda; Insecta; Hymenoptera; Formicidae
Product: DDB1- and CUL4-associated factor 6
Biological process (GO): positive regulation of transcription by RNA polymerase II
Cellular component (GO): Cul4-RING E3 ubiquitin ligase complex; cytoplasm
Molecular function (GO): protein binding
Source: RefSeq, a predicted model, not a curated record